UGCGUGUUCUUUUGUGGCUUGGGACAUCUCUUAGUGAAUUGAAACAGUUGCUGUCAAAUAUUAUUUAUGUUUUUCAGCCGAGUGAAUUCCGCUCCUCGCUUGACUCAGCGUACUUCGUUUCAUUAUUCGAUGGUCGCUGUCUCUUUCGAGACAGCGAUGGUUUACCGAGUGACACUGCCCGUAUUCGGCGCAUUACCUGAGAAUGCGUUUGCUCCGGUUUAUGGGAAAAAAAAAAGAAAACAGCAGCAUUAGAGCAUUAUUUAAAGGCGGGCUCCUCAGAAGACUUUCAGUACAGUCAAGAGGCAGCACAGAAUGUCGAUCGCGUGGAGCAGAAGCAACGUGUGCGGAGACUCCAACACUCGCUCUACUUCAAAAUGUUGGUUAAUAUUUGGAGUCUUCCUUUUCCUCGUGGAUCUAACGACCGGAGGAAACAAAAUCGACACCCGCCUCAAUCGCAAGAGUUGCGGUUUGUCCCAAGCCACGGGCAGGGUUUUCAAUGGUGAUCCUAUAAGCAGGACGCAAAUUCCUUGGAUAGUACAGAUAGACAUACAUCUUCGAGGCAUGGAUGAUGCCAUGAUGUGCGGUGGAAGCAUCAUUACACGCAAUGUUGUGAUGACUGCAGCACAUUGUAUACUUCACGGGUGGAUUCCAGAGAAAAUGUAUAUCUACUUCAAUUCGACAAAGAAAAGCGCUGGGCCAGUAAAUUAUGUGGACCGCAUCAUUAGGCAUCCCCAAUACAAUCAACUCAAAGCAAUAAAAUAUGACAUCAUGCUGUUGAAGGUUCGAAAUUAUUUUAGGUUUGAUAAAUUUGUUCGACCAAUAUGCCUUCCCAAUAGAGCUAUUAUUGUGGAAAAUAGAUCAUUAUUAUCUGGCGGCUGGGGAACGUUUAAUGAUCAGCGGCCUCCCGUCGUCUCCGAAAAUCUGAUGUACACACAUCUUUAUGCAUUGGCACAAAAGGAGUGUGAAUUUUUAUUAAAUCAUACCCGAGGUAGGAAUUUCGCUGGAUUCGAUUCCAAAUAUUCCCUGUGUUUCAAAGGGUACAAGGGAAAUCUCUGCCAAGGCGAUUCUGGUGGCCCGAUAACCAUGAGACGCAAAAGAGGAAAAUCUGUGCAAGUUGCCAUAGUAAGCAUUGGAACAUCGGUCUGUGCCAGCAAGAGUAAAUUUUCAGUUGGAGUUCGUGUUUACAAGUUUUUGUCUUGGAUAAAAGAAGCCCUCAGCGACUCUGAAAGCUGGAAAACCUUUGAAGGUCGUAAUGAUGAAUUCAUUUAAUAGCUGGCAUUGUAAUUGACAUAUAUUUUCGAAAUAAAGCUGCGUAAGUUGUGCGGCAUGAGAUGGAAAACCUGU
This is a messenger RNA of Dermacentor andersoni, 1344 nucleotides long. Lineage: Eukaryota; Metazoa; Arthropoda; Arachnida; Ixodida; Ixodidae. The record is from RefSeq and is a predicted model, not a curated record.